Molecule: messenger RNA, 868 nt
Organism: Hermetia illucens (black soldier fly)
Lineage: Eukaryota; Metazoa; Arthropoda; Insecta; Diptera; Stratiomyidae
Product: three prime repair exonuclease 2-like
Exons: 3
Coding region: 84-818 (244 amino acids)
Biological process (GO): DNA catabolic process
Cellular component (GO): cytoplasm
Molecular function (GO): 3'-5'-DNA exonuclease activity; nucleic acid binding
Source: RefSeq, a predicted model, not a curated record
ACCAAUCUACCAUGAAUCAUCGGGACUGGUUUUUCUAUAAAUUUCCUCCGUAGGUCAGGCACCUCGGCAUUCAACCAGUGAUUAUGAUGAGCGGAGCAAGUGCGGUUAAUCACGCGGAAACUUUCGUAUUUCUCGAUAUCGAAACCACUGGGUUUAGAGAUCCGAAAAUAACUGAACUCGCGAUGUUGGUGAUGCCACGGGAGGAUUUUAUGCCCCAAAGAAACGGAACAAGUCGGCGCGCGCUAAACAAAUGGACUUCCUUGUUUAAUCCGGACAAGCCGAUUGAAGCGAAAGCUAGUGAAAUAACUGGGCUGACAAACGACAUGCUAGGCAAAUAUAAUAAAUUCGAUAAGAACGCUGCAACAAGUAUUAUGUCAUACCUUAGUCACUAUCCAAAACCUAUUUGUCUUAUCGCACAUAAUGGCCGGCGGUUUGAUUUUCCCAUAAUAAGGAAAUCAUUCGAAAAUGUUGGUGUGGAUAUACCCGACUAUAUAGUGUGUUCUGAUUCUUUGGCAAUACUUAAAGAGCUUGAAAACGGAUGCACCGGUCCCAUAGACAGAGACCAGGGUUUGGAAUCAUCUCUACUGCUAGGACCGUGUGCUGCAGGUGGUACUAUAGCAAAGCAACAAAGAAAAUCAUUCAAAUUAUCUGAGGUGCAUAAACGACUUUUUAAUUGCGAACCGGUUGUUGCGCAUUUUGCAGAAGAAGAUGUCGAAAUAUUACAUAAAGUAGCUACAUUCUAUGGCGACGAGUUUAUUAAGAUUGCAGAGAAGCUAGCAUUCACUUUCUCACAAGUUAGAGGGAAUAUCUCAAAUUAAGUAAUAUUCAUCCAUCGAAAUAAAAUAAAGUAAGAUAUAGUCAAAUGUAA